Molecule: messenger RNA, 3740 nt
Organism: Emys orbicularis (European pond turtle)
Lineage: Eukaryota; Metazoa; Chordata; Testudines; Emydidae
Product: squalene synthase-like
Exons: 7
Coding region: 1-1377 (458 amino acids)
Biological process (GO): cholesterol biosynthetic process; farnesyl diphosphate metabolic process
Cellular component (GO): endoplasmic reticulum membrane
Molecular function (GO): squalene synthase [NAD(P)H] activity
Source: RefSeq, a predicted model, not a curated record
AUGGCCGCCAGCACCAAGGCCGUGGCCCUCUUCAAGCGGACCCUGGCGCUGUCUCCCCCGCGGUGCCCCGGCGGCGGCCAGCGCUGUUCGUCCUCGCCGCUGCCCCUGCCGGGGGGCCGGCGCCGCGGGGGCAGCCGCCUCCUGCACCAGGGCUCCCCGCCGGGGGCCUGCCCGGCCUCGCCCCGCUUCCAGCAGCCCGUGUCCCCUCUGCUCUGCCCGCAGGACGCGCUCAGCGACGGCCUCCAGAUCUGCUACCGGUACCUGAACCAGACCAGCCGGAGCUUCGCCGCCGUCAUCCAGGCCCUGGACGGGGAGCUGCGUCAUGCUGUGUGCAUAUUCUAUCUGGUUCUCCGAGCUCUGGACACUGUAGAAGAUGAUAUGACCAUCAACUUAGAAACCAAGGUCCCAAUGUUGCAUGACUUCCACUCCUAUCUGUAUCAGCCGGACUGGAGAUACAUGGAGAGCAAGGAGAAGGACAAGCAGGUGCUUGAGGACUUCCCAACGAUCUCCUUGGAGUUCAGAAACCUUGCAAAGGUGUAUCGAGAUGUGAUUGUAGAUAUUUGUCACAAGAUGGGAGCUGGAAUGGCCGAGUUCUUGGAAAAGAAGGUUGACACCCAGCAUGAGUGGGAUAAGUAUUGUCACUAUGUUGCUGGGCUGGUGGGCAUUGGCCUUUCCCGUCUGUUCUCUGCAUCAGAGCUAGAAGACCCUAUCGUAGGACAGGACACAGAGCUUGCAAAUUCCAUGGGCCUCUUUCUUCAGAAAACCAACAUCAUUCGUGAUUAUCUGGAGGACCAGGUGGAGGGAAGAGAAUUCUGGCCCAGAGAGGUUUGGAGCAGGUAUGCUAAGAAGCUGUCGGAUCUCGCCAAGCCAGAGAACAUUGACGUGGCCGUCCAGUGUAUGAAUGAACUGAUCACAAAUGCAUUGCACCACGUCCCCGAUGUCCUCACCUACUUAUCUAAACUGAAAAACCAAAGUGUCUUCAACUUCUGCGCUAUUCCGCAGGUGAUGGCCAUCGCCACUCUGGCGGCCUGUUACAAUAACAAACAGGUGUUUAGAGGUCUAGUGAAGAUUCGGAAAGGACAAGCUGUCACUUUAAUGAUGGACGCCACAAACAUACAAGCUGUCAAGGCUAUAAUGUACCAGUAUGUGGAAGAGAUCUAUCAGAAGGUCCCAAGCACAGACCCUUCUUCUAACAAGACCCAGCAGAUCAUCGUCUCAAUCCGGACAAUGAGUUUGCCCAAUGGCGUCGAGGUAUCCCGUAACCAUUACUCCCCCAUCUACCUUUCAUGCGCCAUGCUUCUGGCAGCACUGAGCUGGCAGUAUCUGAGUGCGAUGUCAAAGGCAUCAGAGGAGUAUGUACAGGCCAGCGAGAACUGAGGGUUGGUGGGGAGAGCAAAGGUCAGUGGAUGGAUAAUGUUGGGAACAGGUUCUUCUCUCUUCCCUGUUGGAUCUGCUGCCCUGCGGGAUGCCAGACUGGUGUGGGCCCUUAAAGCCGUGAAUGGAAUGGCAAGUUUGAAGGUGUCGGUUGGCUCGCAGUAUUGUGUGUUGCAGCCACUAGCUAGCAGCUGGAUUUGGCUGCUUUCACUGUCCGGAAGAACACGUUACAAAUAAGACUGGUUGAGACUCACUUUUCCUCUUUGUGGGAGACUGUUUUACCUGAAUUCUGGCCAGGAUAUUUUUAAAUUGCCUGUCACUUGUAAUUUUUGACACUUCCUUCCUGUAAAAAGUUGCAUGACAUGAGCCUUUACGUUCUCUCAUCUGCCCUGUGUGUGUUCUGACCUCAGUACCUUCAUUGCUCAGCAACUGAAUGUUUCCAGCAAGUCAGCCAUCUUGGAAGCCACCAUUCCCUCAGGUGGAUGAAAUCUUCAAUUCACUGGGGAUCUUACAGUACAGAGAUGAGUGCAUAAGUUCUAGGCCUCCCCAUCCUCGUACUAAAGAAUUGUGAAGAGAUACUAGCCUUAAAUAGUAGAGCUACUGUAAUAUCGUGGAUGUAGCUUUCCAGUGAGAUCGCUUUGUACAGUUUAGAGCUCAGAUGCUGAAAGCCGAGUAGAUGGCAGUACAUGCAAAGCUUAUUUCUCAGCGAAAGUGAAGGUGGGGAAUGUGUGUGGGCAGGCUGGAUGAUGACUGCUAAGUCUGGUAGGAUACAGCUGUACUGCUAGUGAGUAACAAGCCAUCCAAUGGGGGUCUUGAGAUAUAAAAGGUAGCUCCUGAUCCAUCCCUUGGGGAUGGUUUUCCCCAUCAAACCAUGCAGUGAGGGUCCCCUUGCCCCUGCCUGGGCAAAGGAGGUGCACUGUAGUAAGGGACUACAGCUGUGGUCGUGAGUGGGAGGCAGAAAAGCUGCUAGCUGAGCUGUAAGGGAACCAAGGAGGUGGGUCUUGAGUCAGCAAACCUUCCUGACCUGGAGAGAACAAGGGGAAUGUUGGAGUCUUUCUCCCCCAGUCCCUCUCCUGUAUUUGUGCCCCCACCCAGGCUGACAGUAUGGCCUAGAGGCACAGGUAUCCUCUUUGGAGCGGUAACUAACCAGCUCUGGAAGGAGGGUGAUUGCAUACCUGCUCUCCGUGCAUUCAAACUUCCUUUGGAAACAUGACUCCUCACAUGCCACUAUUUUCUGUGGCUAAACCAGCGUUCCUUUCACCCAUGCCCUCUUUGGGGUGCGCAGAUACAGCCUGCAGGACUGUCAGCAAUAAAGAUGCACACAAUGCUGGUUUUGACACCUUGUGGCUGUGUCCUUCGGGACACUGGCUGUUCAGAUGAAGUAGUCGACAGUGAAUACUGUUAUCUGUGCUAGUUGUCGAUUGCUUCCAGCUCCUGUAAAACUCAAAGUGCCUGUGCUGGAGACAAGAAUGGAAAUUCUUCAGACUGAGACGUAUGGGCUGCGCUGGCAGAGUUCCACUUACAGCAGCUCUGAACUUAGCCUUGUCCUGCCAGUUUCAGCGGGUGGCAGGCUUCACAAAUCGGUCUUGAAGAACCUUCAUGAAGGAAACAGACACUGGUCUCUCUGGACUCAAGAAAAUCCUCCCACCAGCUCUGAAACAGACUUUUAAAGGCUCUUCCUACGAUGACUGUAGAAGUAGUAGGGCUGGCACCAGGAAGUCUGUUUAAAAGCAGGUGGGUCGGCCGUCUUCGCUUUCAGUUCAGAGGGGACGGGUGUCUUCAAGAUUAACCCUCCCUCCAGUCGUCUUUUAGCUAGCACAGCUCAAGUUUUAAAGCCGUGUCUUUGAAUAGAGGUAAGUGUGUUUAAGGAAGACAGGUGCUUGCUGCUGCUCUAACUCACCCCACCUGCUGUUACAUUGUGGACUAGUGUGCUGAGUGACUCCCCUGCUUUUCAUUAACAUCUGGUGGAGUACGGCCCUGGAGAAGGGGGCUGAGGAGCGAUUAUCAGUGCUGUUCUGGGAAGCAACUCUCUCCCUGUUAAACCUUCUGUUCCCCAAAGCAAGCUUGAUGUGGCUGCUUUUAAACAGCAGAAGCAGCUGGAGUUGUAGAUGUGCACCCAUUGUGGGAAAGGUAACUGAAGUUUAGGAGUUGGGAUCUCUACCAGGAUCUGUCUUGUGGUUGGGUGCAAGACCAGUACUGCACAACAAUGCUAUUACAUGGCAAGCUCUACUCCAUGGGGAUCCGUGUACAUACUUUGCUUAAUUCAAUGUUGAUGUGAGUAUUGUUGUUUUGCUCUUGAUGCAGAGAGGUCUGGGCUUAAGUUCUCAGCUUCCCUUAUCAACAAUAAAUAAUUUCUUUACCAAGAA